UACAACUUGCCGUGGCUGGCUGGCUGGGAGGAGCCCGGGUAGAUGGCGUCAUGGAAGGUGGGAGGAGCCCUGGCUGAUGACGCACGAGGCCAGGAGCGAGUGGCGUGACUUGGUGUUCCCUUUCCUCGUACAACUAGUGGUACCACAAACGCUAGCGCAAGCACCAGCCGCCUUCCUAGCUUCGUGUGUGGGAUUACUUUUACAAUGACAAGAUUAAGGUGGAUCCAGUGCGGGGAGGAGUGGGAGCCUUUCCUACUUGGCAGCAACAAGAGCGCGCGGGUCGUGGCGGCGGCAGAACAUGGGGCCGGCUUCAUCCCUGGCAUGCUCCUCUUCGGGGAGAAACGCUGUGUCAUCCCGUGGGGAUGCAAAGCUCACACCAAAGUUAAUUACUACGUCCUCGAUAAGUCAAACGAUGUUGACUUAGAGUGGGUGCCUGACGUGAAUGGCAAUGUGCCCCGGGGAGCGUUCGGGGGCGGGGUCUCCGAGGAAGGCGAGAUCCUCUACAUCGGCAGGUUCAUGGUCGAAGGGGUGAUGGCGUAUGGCAAGGUCCACCCGAGCCACAAGGUUUGCUACGUCCCACAUGGAAGUAAUGAGCUGAACAACAAAUCCUACGAAGUUCUCUGCUUCAAGACUAUACCCUCGGACUUAGUCUAUAUAAAGACCCACCAAAUGCCGUCCGGAUUAUCACCACGUAACUUUAUGGAAUCGGUCGGAAGCUUCGCCAAUGGAGACGAAAACCCUUUAAUGAAGAUAAAAGCGAGAGUUAAGGGUGAUGUGAAGAUAACACAAAAACAAAACAAAAGAAUACAAAAACGAAAAUCAGUUGGAGCAGCUGCUUGGGUCCGCCACGGCAAAUCUCGACGAUUGCAGCGACGUUAACUGAUUCGUAGUUGGCCCACCUGCAGUCAGCGCCAUAUAGUAGAAGCAAGGGUUCUCCGACUACAGGAAGAUAGCUCACUCCAAAGGGGCGAACGCGUUUACCCCCAAUGUGGCGCCACCAAGCGGCGGAAAGAAAAACGCAUUAAACCCAUUGCACUUUACAUAAUUUUGUGUGAUAACACCAGAUUAUUAAAUAAAAACAAAUUAUAUAUAUAUAUAUAUAUAUAUAUAUAUAUAUUUAGUAGGUUGUCGACGUCCAACUUUAGAUAUCUAGGAAUAAUUUCUCAAACCAACACAUUGAUAAUUUGCAGUAAAAGAUAAUUAUGAAGGGCAUUGGUUAACUGUGCGAUAUUUUUGCUCAAAUAAAAUUGUGUAAAGUUGUAGCUACUACCAUCGCGCUUACUGAAGAACUGGCUGGAGUAUAUUCUCUUAAGUAGAAUAAUUAUCCUUUACUGUAAAAUACUCUGUGUUGCUCUGAAAAUUUAUUCCAAACCUCGCCUGAGACAGAGUUGGUCAAACUUUACUCUUUAGUUUUUCCUCGAACUAUACAUAAAUGAUGCCUCUGACAAUUAGUAAACGUGUUUUUAAUCUGUUGUAAAUAAGUAUAAAACUUUAGUAACAAUAAUCUAUCUCAGAAGCCACACUUGGUAAAAUAAACAUUCGUUUUAUAAAUGGUCCAUUUACCAUCUCGAAUACGCCCACUGACAUUUACUUGCAAUUUGAUAUUUUUGCAAAAUGGAAUAUACAAUACAGCACAAACGGUACUGACUUCAGUAUAUUAAAAUGCAUUAUAUGAAGAAUAGGCGCUAUUGUACGAAUGUAUCAAUGCCUAUAGGUUGGUUCAGUAACAACGGGGUGGGCAAGUUAUUUCUGCAAUAUAUUUCUAUAAACUAUAUUGUUAUGCCAUAACUUAGCAACUUAAGUUAAAGUUGAAUAUAAUAAUGAGGGCACAUGGCUCAACAAAAAACAAAUUGGCAACUCAGCACAACUUAACCCUUAAUAUUUAUCACUUAUAAUUAAUGUUAUUUCAAUACACGACAAACAAUGGUAAAAUGCAAAAGCUAUAAACACAAAUAAGGACGAAAUUGUGCAUCAUGGGUUCAAUCACAGCCUCUUACUUUAUCACAACAGUUCAGGAAUGAAGGUUUGGAAUUAUCCACGACACGAAAUAUUUAAAUAAAAUUUAAUAAAAGUUUACAAUAAUAAAUGUGCAUGUUAUAUAAUGGAUGUAAAAAUUAAUUCAAGAGAAUAAAUAAUAUACACGAUUA
This is a messenger RNA of Homarus americanus (American lobster), 2147 nucleotides long. RefSeq lists its product as uncharacterized. The transcript is spliced from 5 exons. The record is from RefSeq and is a predicted model, not a curated record. Bases 205 to 879 code for a protein of 224 amino acids. NCBI's taxonomy places the organism in Eukaryota, Metazoa, Arthropoda, Malacostraca, Decapoda, Nephropidae.